AAAUCAUAAUAGCUCAUUCAUUUGAAGCUAUGCUACUAAAAUGAAAUAAGAAAUUAUGAAUACCCUAAUUUAACACAAUAUAAAAUAAAUACUAUAAAAAUUGUACAAAUUUCUCUAAAUUAUAUAACAAUAAUAAUAAUAAUUGUAUUUGAAUUCAAUUAAAAUUAUUAUUAUUAUUAUUAUUACAAUAUGGGUGAACGUAAAGCUGUAAUUAAAAAUGCUGAUAUGAGUAAUGAAAUGCAAGAGGAUGCAAUACAUAUAGCUGCUGGUGCAUUAGAUAAACAUGAUUUAGAAAAAGAUAUAGCUGCUAAUAUUAAAAAAGAAUUUGAUCGUAAAUAUAAUCCUACAUGGCAUUGUAUUGUUGGACGAAAUUUUGGAAGUUAUGUAACACAUGAAACACAUAAUUUUAUAUAUUUCUAUUUGGAUGAUCGAGCAUUCCUUCUAUUUAAAUCUGGAUAAAAGAAUAACUUCUAAAAGAACUUAUGAAGAUAAUUAUAUUGAACAAUAAAAAUUUAUGGAUCUAUUCAAUGUACUUGACUUUUCGUAUAUUUGUCUUCAUUGAUUGCAUUAUAUUAUGUUGGUAAUUGAAAAGAAAAGGAAUAUAUCAUUAUUGUUUUAAUAUAUUGAGUGUUUUUAUUUCUUGGCUAUUUAUUUCACAUAUUAAAACUUAUUUUGAUGGUAAUUAUUAUAUUUCAAUGAUUAGUGUAUGUACAAUUUUUAACACUUAAGAAAUGAUAUGUUGUUCCAGAUGGAACUGAUAAGAAACAUACAAACCGAACGAUAGAGAAUAUUUGGGAGAAUAACACUGUAUCUUGACACUUGUUUUAGUUAUUUGAAUCUAGACCACUAUGAAAAACCUGGAACUACUGAAUGACCACUUUGUCUUAGCAUGAGAAUCUUUAGCAGUGAGAAUUCACGAUCAGGCCUCGCGAGAUUUGAACUCAGAACCUAUCAGUCUCGUGCACGAACCCAACCUUUAGACCACUGAGUUGGCAUCCAACAGUGUUUGACCCAAAGAGUUAUUCAAGAAGUGAUUACUUUGUUUGUUACGAAGUAUUGGGAUGGAGAAAGAACACUAACAUUCAUAGGUUGUCAUAAAAAAGAAUUAUUUGCCGAUUAUAAAUAAAAUGAAAAUGUGCAAAGUAAUUGUAUGGUACAAAAAUAUCCUCGAUAGACCAUUCGAUUUAGAUAUAUAGAUAUGAUGACAUUAUAAUGACUCACAAUGUUGAAAGAAAGUUGGAAUGAUG
Molecule: messenger RNA, 1247 nt
Organism: Schistosoma guineensis
Lineage: Eukaryota; Metazoa; Platyhelminthes; Trematoda; Strigeidida; Schistosomatidae
Source: the annotation of a GenBank genome assembly